GAUCACGAUUAUCAGCCAGUACACAGUCUAAAGGCUGUUGUUGUUAAUGCCAGUAGUAUCGUACUUACUUGGGAAGAACCACCUGAUAUUAAAAAUCCAAGUGAUAUUAAGGUAAGUUUUAGGGUUUAUGGUACUGAUACUAUUUUAUUGUAAUGGAAUGGAAUGGCACUUAUCUGCUCUAGCCAUAACUUCACCUAACUUAUUUGAAGCAAAUAAUGUGACAAGAACAUAUUAAACAUGAUUAAAACCUUAACUGGUAGGAGGCAACCGGUUUCCUUUUUACAAGCUUGGCCGACGAUUUAAACACGUUAGAACGGGCUUGGAGAAAACUCAAUUUGUCAAGCAAAGCUCGUCAUCCCUCUUGAUAGGCCAAUAUACAGUUGUAUGCUAAUCUAGCUGUAAAGUUAAGACGAGACUAGUGGUUUUUUUUUAGUGUCAUUGAUGUGCAUACGAACAUGAAUUGCAUUAAAAGAAGGGAGAGGUUCUAUGAAAACAAGGGGCGCUUUCCAUUUAGUCAAAAUUUCCGGAAUUUCCGGUUCGGCGGUAAAUGGAACACGUUUCGUCGGUUCGUCCCACUGGAAAAUUCCCAGAAAAAGUGGAAAAUCUAAAAAGGUGGUCCCGUUUUCCCGGUUGGAAUUUCCGAACGGAAUGUAGUGUUCCAUUGACGUUUCUUGUAGCUUGUACCAGUUCCAGGUCCACGGUCGGGCACCCGGCCACGUACCGGGGUUUACGACCAAAAGGAACAACUUUUUACCGAUCGGAAAUUCCACUUUUGCUACCACCGAAAUUUCCGGGUUUUUUUCGUAAAUGGAAAGCGCCCAAGGUUACCUCUAGUCCCACUUCCACUCAAGGCCAGGAUACUCAGUACACUGCUGAAAAGUGGUCUGGCUUCACAUUUGACUUUGAAUCACAGUAAAAAGUUCAACAAGGCCUUUACAGGGCACCGCCCGUCUUAGUUCAUUGUAAAGUUUCUUGGUACGCUUUUUUAGGGUUACCAGAUAACAAUGAGCUACACAGCCGAUGGCAGAUAUAAAAUGGAACUUUCAAACGCUACAAUGACAAGCUCUACAUUCAGGUUCUUGGAUUUCAACACUCGGUACACCUUUGAGGUGCGAACAAGAUUCAGCAAAGAUAAUUCUCUUGGUCCACCGGUCCAUGUCAUCAAAAGAACAGAUGCUUUCACUGCUCCUGUGGGCCGUUUGACGGCAAAAGUGGGCUACAACAGUGUAGUUUUAUAUUGGUCUGCUCCUGGAACGAUCAGACCCAGGGCUUUGAAGGUACCUUAUUCUGUCUAUUUUUUUUUUUUUUUUUUUUUUUGGUUCUUGUUUUGGCAAGGUACUAGUUCGUGAGUGUCAUAUUGCCAUCUAAUUUCUCGUUUGUUUGUUUGUUUGUUUGUUGUUGAAGUCGGUGUUGUAAGCACAGGAAAAAGAAUAAAUGAUAAGAACAAUAAAAAGACUCAUUAAAGGAGCUGUGUAUCCAAAUUCAGCCAUUCGAAUAAAUAAUCGCCUAAAUCACUGAGAAGGUACAUUAAAGUGUAUAUGACUUGAAAUUUAACAAAAAAACUGAUUUCAGUUCUUAAGAUAAGUGUAACAUGAAUUAACAAUUCUAAACUUUGAAAAUGUCUCUCCCAAGUCUCUUACACGGGAGACCGGGUCCAGAUGGUUUCAAAGUGCAUUAUGGGACUGUUCUGGGGGACGCAUUUUCAACAUGGCGGCAAAUUCGUCCCCCAGAGCAGUCCCACAAUGUACUUUAACAACCGUCUCGACCGAUUCUCCCACGCAACCUCAAAUUCUUGAAUUUUGGUUGUUAAAAAACUGCUUUUUCUCCCUUCAAAAAUGCCUCACAGACUGGGAGCGAGUAAAGUAUCACCGAAAGAAUGAUAUGCGUGGUAUUUUCACCCGUAUCUAGACGUUAAAAUUUGCAUAACAAACUAUAAAAUUUCUUUUCCAUUUUAAAUGCGGAAUAUUUUGUUUUUUGCUGCACAACGUGAUAGCUUGAAGAUUAAAGGAGCUUUUUUUUCUUACGUUUCUUUAAUUUAAAGUAUUCGAUUUCUCACAGAGAGAUCCUUACUCAGUGUGAGCAAAAAAAUCAUUCAGGCUAUUAAAUCAAUUAAAAUUUAGCAUGAGGUCACAGAAAAAUAUUUCAAGCGUGUCGUCAGAAGCACCUUUUCAAGAGGAGAGAAAUUCAUGCAAAGAGAAAGCAAUCAGCUGUCGUUACUUGUUCUGGCAGAUACCUUUUUUGGCAUGAUUUAUUUAUCAUUCAUUUAUCUCUCAAUCCUAAGGCAGCCCAGUGAACGUUUACCUUGCGUCUAGCGGGGUAUUGAAGCCCUUGCUUUUGUAUCAUAUUAUGAAGUAGUUCUUAGUCUUUCCUUUUCACCUCUUCCCUCAAAAGUUCAGCUUUGCUGUUUUGUUUUAAUUUUCAUAGCAUUACUUGAUCAAAUGGAACUGUACAGACUGCUACUACGGUCAACGCAGGGGCCAAAAAACUUGUGCUGCGACGAAUUGUACAAUCCCUAACUUGCAGCGGGGUCACAGAUAUUCAUUUUCUGUUCAGGCAAUAACAGACUUUGGCCCUGGAGAGAUCUCCAUGAUCUCAGUGUUGAUAAGUCGAUACUUUGGUCAAGUUCGUAAUUUGCAAGCGAGUGUUGAUGAUGAUUACAACAUGACCAUCACGUGGGAUCCACCCCUUAAUUUGGACGCUAAAGAUAGCAAGGUAACCUGCCAGUCUGAUUGA
Molecule: messenger RNA, 2733 nt
Organism: Porites lobata
Lineage: Eukaryota; Metazoa; Cnidaria; Anthozoa; Scleractinia; Poritidae
Source: the annotation of a GenBank genome assembly